Molecule: messenger RNA, 2102 nt
Organism: Westerdykella ornata
Lineage: Eukaryota; Fungi; Ascomycota; Dothideomycetes; Pleosporales; Sporormiaceae
Exons: 2
Coding region: 18-2102 (694 amino acids)
Source: RefSeq, a predicted model, not a curated record
GGUUUCCAUCAUCGCGGAUGUGUCAGACGUUUACCAUAAUGACUCGUACAGCGCGAGCACUUCUUCUGCUACACGUUGUGCGUGUAUUUUGUUUGCCCCAGGGUUAUCCUUCUGCCGAUUAUGAACUAUCUUCGUCUUAUCCCCUUGAUCCCGAGCAGUAUCCCGAGCAAUAUGACUCGAGAGAGGAUAUUUACGAUUCGUUCGAGCUCGGCUGGAAUGGUGACGAUUAUUCCGCGCCAGACGAGGAGUCCUAUGCCGUUCCAGAUGAUCUCCUGCCAGAGGAGGAGCCCGAUCCCGCUCCCACCGACUUUUCAGACUCGUAUGAGGGACUGAAGGACUUCAUCGAUAACUACUUUGCUCUUGCCAAGAUCUAUCAAGGUCUAGAUGAGGAAGGGAAGGCAGAAUUUGUACAAAAGCUCGAAGAAACCGAUGUGGACUCUCCAAUAGUCGAUUCCCGGGUCUAUCACAGGCGACAGGCGCCUGAGCGCUUCGAAAAGCAAAUAAUAAAGACGCCCUUGGCUACUACAACAAGCCAGUUGCGCCGCUUUUUGCGCCUCUUCAGGAAGUAUCGAGGCAGGGCCCAAGAUCCCGAGGAUGGCAUGUCGUCUUAUGUCGACUAUAUGACCCAGUGGCAAGACCAGCUCUCCACCUUUGACGAAGCAACUCAAGGCGCAAUUGUGGAUCUUCUUGCUGCUGGCGAGCCGCUUCCUUCUGAUGCUGCCCUCGGAUUGCCUCCUCGUCCUGCUCGUGGACCCCUUCCGUCGGUACUGCGCCCCAAGUCCAACGGCAAGCUUCCCCAAUUGUAUCGACUUCCCCAACUCUGGGAGAGUUUGGAUGAGUCGAGCAGGGCAGCCAUCCUUGCUUCCAUUGCCCCAACCCGACUUGCUCGUCGCCAGGAGCCUCCGGAAGACCCGAGUCUCAUUGAGAUCGACGUCGGAGCUCCUGCUGAGACUACUGCUUCCGAGAGUACUGCUGCUCAGCCUACUGCUGCUAAACCACCUGCUGAAGAGACACUGGGCCCUGAAACCAUCGAGCCGACUCCUACCACCGACGAUGGCCCCGGGCCGGACGUACCAACCGUGACAGUAACCGUGACGAUACUGCCAGAGGAUUUGCCCGUAACUGGUGAACCCACCGUGGAAGUUUCCACCAUUCCCGACGCCACCGUCACGGUACCCGCUGAAGCUACUCCAGUUUUUGAACCCCCUCCCGAGGACCCCACCACCGAGUCAGUUGUUGACCCUGCUCCCACUGACCCAGUUCUCGUUGACCCCAUUCCUGUGGAGACUUCCUUGCUCGAGCCCACCCUGGAGGCUCCCAUUACCGGGGCUACUGCGACUGACCCUGCUGCGCAGACACCUGUUAAAGAGGCUCCAGUUGAAGAGACUCCUCUCACUGAACCCGCUGUGGAAUCUCCUCCCGUCGACGUACCGGCUGCAGAGACCUCCGUCACAGAGCCCGCAGUCGAAACGCCUGUGGAGGAGACAACUACCUUGGUUGAGGAAUCUACGGUUGAAACACUCAUUGUGGAACCGACUCCCAUUGUGGAGCCUCCAAUCGUGGAGCCAACUUUGCCACCCACAUCGGAUGAGGAACCUCCGGUCGUGGGGCCUACCUUGGAGCCCACGUCCUCUGAGGAGUUUCCAGUCGUGGUACCCACCGAGGUAGUUGUGGAGCCCACCUUGGAACCCACCGCCAUCGUAGAACCUCCCAUCUCAGAAACGACCACCUCGACGCCUCCUCCUGUCUCCACAUCUUCGCCUGUUUCCACAACUCCUCCCUCCCAGAGCGCCAACCCAACCACCUUAGGCCCAACCACCUCAGCACCCACUACGUCUACUCAAAACCCACCGCCCAGGUACAUCAAAGCGACCGUCGCCGGCCGCGCCCGCGGCCAACUCCGUCCCACACCUAUCCCCGGACUCCCUGCAGUCGUCAACACCUGGCCUGACUGGGCGCUCCCAUUGGCGUACGAUUGGCCCGCCUGGGCGGCGAGAUUUGGCCGCUGGCCGGAUUGGAUGCCUUGGGAUUAUCCUAGGGGAGGGCCUGGGUGGAGGAGGCUGAAGGCUGAUUUGAAGGAUUUUGUUCUCGGGAGGGAGUAG